Molecule: messenger RNA, 1470 nt
Organism: Naumovozyma castellii
Lineage: Eukaryota; Fungi; Ascomycota; Saccharomycetes; Saccharomycetales; Saccharomycetaceae
Exons: 1
Coding region: 1-1470 (489 amino acids)
Source: RefSeq, a predicted model, not a curated record
AUGAGGGAGUACCCAAUACUUACGAUACCAAGUGGACAGUUUACAGUUAUCGAUGGUUUUCUUAUAAGUUUGGACAACCGAACAGCCAACGACAUUUCCUCAGAAUCAGCAAAGGAGCUGCUAACUCCCGGAAGUUGGUAUAUUCUCAAAAACUCCUACAAUCCAAUAUCCUUGACAGUUUUACAAUUAAUGAGCUCCAAUUACAUGUUUACCAACCAUCCACUCUUAUUAUUUGUCUUAAGACCAACUGUCUAUGUCAGGUUUGUUAGAAAGAAUAAUAAAUACCAUUGUGUGAAAACAAAUAAAGCACAUGGAACUCAUAAAGCUUUUGCACUAGACUGCGAAAGAACAGAUGAACCAAAGACGAAAUUUAUUGUAUUUACUCAUCCCUUACAGAAUACAGUCGGUUCUUUCAGUAAGAUAUACACACAACAGAUGAAUGAAAAGUUACGAAUUCUUCAAACCUUUGAAUCCAUACAUGAUACGAAAGUAAGCAAUCUCACUUUGAAGAAUCUGAAAGGAUUUGAUCUUCCUGAUAUCAUGUUUAUUCCAGAAGAAAUAAUGCUAAAUAUAAAGCUCCCGAUAACUCGAGCCAAAAUAGAACAAUUAAAAAUUAAAGAAGAAUCAUCCAAAAUGAAACAGAUAGAAAAGUUAGAGGAGAGCCUAUAUAAUAUUAGUCUAGAAAAGAACAUUUGGAGAUUAAACAAGAUGAAAGAGUAUUUAGAGGGUGAUAAGAUGAUGAAUGGUGGCAGAAUUUUAGGUUUCGAAGUGGUGUUUAACAAAUGUAAAAUCCAACUGGUAAAGAAUCUCAAACUUAUUAGCAAGUACGUAUAUCCUCGUCUUAUAAAGCAGUGGUUUAAGGAAUCUCAGGAGCUUACAUAUCUAGUUGUUGCCAUUUCAGAGCGCUACACAGUUGUCGAUAAAUAUGUGGUGGACACACAGGAGAGAAAGCUUAUAGAUCCCGAAGUUUUACGACGCUCAGGUACAGAUGAAGAAAAGGAUCAGCUUUCGAACUACACUCUCCUGGAUUGGAAUGUUUUGAAGUUAAGUAAGUACCCGUAUGGCUCUGAUGCAGAAGAGUUGUUUGAUAUUUUGAAUGCACCAUCAGAGGAUUUCUAUGAGGAUAUUAAGGGUAACAUAUCCACGAACAGGGAAAUGCUGGACCAGAAAGGUAAGAUAAAAACAGUGCCGCACCGUUCGGUAUCUAUUUAUUUUGAGGAGUUUGGAUGGAAGCAUAUCUACGAAAGGAUGGAGCCAGCACUGGUGCGGGAGCCAGUAAUUAAAGAGAACUUUUUAGCUGAAUUGAUUGAAAGUAAUGGUGAAACCACUGUGGCAAAUGACGAAUAUUUUAGUUUCCUUAAGGAUCUCGUUAGAUUAGUUGGCUACGAGCAGCAAAAGUCUUAUUACACCAAGAAUUUUACCGAGAUGAAGGAGUUGUAUAUAGAAAUGGAGAGGAAAGAACGUAUUUAG